AUGGAUACGGUCUAUGCCAUUGUUACCGUUGCGGCAUUAUUGAUAUCAUUCGCAGUCUACAGAAGCAAUGAUUCACGCAACCGGCGUCUCCCUCCAGGUCCCAAGAGGCACCCUCUCAUAGGCAACUUAAUGGAUAUGCCUCGUGGCUUAGCCUGGAUACAGUACGCGAAGUGGUGUCGCGAACUCUCGUCCGAUAUCAUUCAUCUUAGCGUGGGCGGCCAGUCAAUCGUUAUUCUGGACUCUGCGGAAGUUGUUCAUGAGCUGUUGGAAAAGAAGUCGGCGAUCUACUCUAGCAGGGCUCAAUUAACAAUGUUGCACGACUUGAUAGGGUGGAAAUAUACCUUUUCAUUUGCACCCUACGAUGCGAUCUGGAGAGAACAGCGGAAGAUUUUCACAAAAGUCAUCAACCCGUCCAAUCCGACACUUUUCCAUUCAAAGCAACUGGCUGCAGCGCAUGAUCUGCUCGAGCGACUUGCAGGCACCUCAGAUGUUAUGGAGGCCCUACAUCAUUGGUCAGCAGUCCUGAUCAUGGACAUUACAUAUGGGAUCAGCGGCGAUGCUGCCGACCCCUACAUUGCCACUGCCAUACAGGCGCUCGACUCUUUGGCAAUCGCUGGCACGCCUGGUGAAUUUCUUGUAGAUACCAUCCCUCUCUUACGUUACGUGCCAGAGUGGUUUCCAGGUGCCACUUUCAAGAAAAAGGCGCGUGUAUGGUACAAGCUGCGACAGGACAUGACAGACAAGCCUUAUCUGACUGCGAAGAAACUUAUUGCAUCCGGCACAUAUGCUCCCUCAUUAGUGUCUUAUGCUUUGGAGACUCUGGAUCAUGCUUCAGAUGUUACAAUGCAGGAAGAUGUGAUAAAGGGGGCUGCGGUGACCAGCUACGGAGGUGGCUCUGAUACCGUCGUAGCAGCCAUGUCUGCGUUCAUUCUUGCUAUGCUCCUUCAUCCCGAUAUUCAGGCUCGGGCACACCAUGAAUUGGAUACAGCUCUAGGACCAGAUGAUUUACCAACAUUUGACGACGAAUUCCGUCUACCUUACAUCUCCGCAUUGGUGAAAGAGGUCUUAAGGCACAAUCCAGUAACACCGUUAGCUAUCCCCCAUUAUCUCAUCGAUGAUGAUACACAUGCCGGAUAUUGGCUACCGAAGGGCUCCAUCGUGAUCGCAAAUGCAUGGUCUAUCCUACAUGACGAGAAAACAUAUCCCGAUCCCUUCGCGUUCAAUCCUGGACGCUUUCUAGAUGCCGACGGUCAGUUGGACCCCGCAGUAAAGGAUCCUGCAACAGUGAGCUUCGGGUUCGGUAGGCGAGUAUGUCCUGGCCGGCAUGUUGCCAUCGCGUCGAUCUGGAUCACUGUGGCAAGCAUCCUAGCAAGAUAUGAAAUUACGAGAGCUACGGAUUCCAACGGAAAACCAGUGGAGGUUUCUGGAGAAUGGUAUACGGGCUCCACUCUCUUCAAUCGCCCUCUGCCGUUCACGUGCGCGUUCAAACGUCGCCAUUCCUCUCCAAUGACUGUGGCGUAGGUCGCAAUAGAUGCAACGCGAGCCUGCCGCUCAGCGGUCUCUCUUACUUAGACCAAUUGUACAUCAACGAUAUUCUGAGCAAUUGAGUC
This is a messenger RNA of Laetiporus sulphureus 93-53, 1610 nucleotides long. Its product is annotated as cytochrome P450. NCBI's taxonomy places the organism in Eukaryota, Fungi, Basidiomycota, Agaricomycetes, Polyporales, Laetiporaceae. The record is from RefSeq and is a predicted model, not a curated record. Bases 1 to 1521 code for a protein of 506 amino acids. The transcript is spliced from 11 exons. Gene Ontology annotation, molecular function: heme binding; monooxygenase activity; iron ion binding.